CGGACCAACUUGAAAGAGAAUUUGCAGAGACCUCAGAUUUAGAGAGAGAGAGAGAGAGGGAAACACACACCUAUAUAUACACACACAUACAUAUAGAGCGAGAGAGAAAAACAGAGAGAGAGAGAGAGAGAGUUUUAUAAGAGAGAAAGGGUGAGAAAACAUGCCUGGCAGCUUGGAGCCGUUGGACGUGGGGGUUCAGAUCCCAUACUACUUCAGGUGUCCGAUCUCGCUCGAGCUCAUGCGCGACCCUGUAACCGUGAGCACCGGUCAGACCUACGACCGAACCAGUAUCGAGUCCUGGGUCGCCACCGGCAAUACCACGUGUCCGGUCACCCGAGCCCCGCUUACCGACUUCACUCUGAUUCCGAACCACACCCUUCGAAGGCUCAUCCAGGAAUGGUGCGUGGCGAACCGGUCGUUCGGCGUGGAACGCAUUCCUACUCCGAAGCAACCCGCCGAUCCAGCCAUGGUUCGGACUCUCCUGAGUCAAGCCUCGUCGGUGUCGAUUCCGAAGCAUUCGCGGCUAUCGGCGCUUCGACGGCUCAGAGGACUCGCUCGUGACUCGGAGAAGAAUCGGUCCGUGAUCUCUGCGAACAACGCGCGUGAAGUCCUCCUAGCUAUCGUCUUCUCGAAUACAGAUUCCGACUCGUGCGAGUUGAAUCACGAGGCGCUCGCGGUUCUCGCGAUGUUUCCGCUUUCUGAAUCGGAGUGCGCGUUCGUGUAUUCUGAUCCGGAGCGAAUCACAUACCUCGUGUCUCUUCUCUUCCAUUCCUCGAUUGAAGUCCGCGUUAACUCAGCUGCACUCAUCGAGAUCGUCCUCGCCGGAACGAGAUCGCCGGAAAUCCGAGCUCAAAUCAGCAAUGGCGAUGAAAUUUUCGAAGGAAUAGUCGGAAUCCUCAACUGUCCUCUAGCAUAUCCUCGAGCACUGAAAGUCGGAAUCAAAGCGUUGUUCGCUUUAUGCCUUGGGAAGCAACACCGCCACAAGGCGGUGGCCGCGGGAGCGGUGGAGGCGCUGAUGGACAGGUUGCCGGAUUUUGAGAAAUGCGACGCCGAGAGAGCGCUGGCGACGGUGGAGCUCCUCUGCCGGAUUCAAUCCGGAUGCGCAGCGUUUGCUGCACACGCGCUCACCGUGCCGCUCCUCGUGAAGAUUAUACUGAAGAUAUCGGAUCGAGCGACGGAGUACGCGGCCGGAGCUCUGUUGUCGCUGUGCUCGGCGGAGGAGCAGUGCCAGAGAGAGGCGGUGGCGGCGGGCGUGUUGACUCAGUUGCUGCUGCUGGUUCAGAGCGAUUGCACGGAGAGAGCGAAGAGAAAAGCGCAGAUGUUGUUGAAACUGCUUCGGGAUUCGUGGCCCGAUGAUUCCAUUGCCAAUUCGGAUGAUUUCGCUUGCAGCGACGUCGUCCCCUUUUGAUUUUUUUUUUUCUUUUCUUUUCUUUGUUUUUAGGGUGGGGGGAAUUCCUAAUCUCGUCUCUAUUUUUGUAAUUUUCAUGUUGGGAAAAAAAAAUGAAAAAGAAAAAAUUAGGUUCUAGAUUGAUACAGAGAGGGAGAGAGAGAGAGAGAGAAUUGUAUUUGUGUAUGUAUUUUUGUAUGUACGAAUUUUUGUUAAAAAAGAAGAUUUUUCCGAGAAAAAGUUCUUGUUUU
Messenger RNA from Camellia sinensis, 1638 nucleotides. RefSeq names its product plant U-box 26 (gene PUB26). Gene Ontology annotation, molecular function: ubiquitin protein ligase activity. The record is from RefSeq and is a predicted model, not a curated record. Gene Ontology annotation, biological process: protein ubiquitination. Lineage: Eukaryota; Viridiplantae; Streptophyta; Magnoliopsida; Ericales; Theaceae.